AUGACCUUCUGGAACAGGAUGCAAGUACUGUCUAAAGGCCUCUAUGCUAUGGAGCUGCUGCUCCUCAUCUGCUCCUACCUGGACGCGCAGGCCUUGGGCCGCCUGGGCCAGGUCUGCCGCCGCCUGCGCUUCCUCAGUAGCCGCGAUCUCCUCUGGAGGCGCAUAGCCCGUGGCUGCCUCAACUCCGGCUUCACCCAGCUCGGCACCGACCUAGCGGCUGGCAUUCCAGUAAAGGAAAGGGUGAAAGUAUCUCAGAACUGGAGGCACGGACGCUGCCGGAGGGAGACGGUCCUGAAAUGGAAAUGCAAUUUGAUGCCCUGGAUGGAGCUGGAUGGCGAGUAUCUCUACCUGUCUCAAGCAGAGAACAUCCAGGCCUACCGGCUCUGUCCAGAUGGUACAGGUUUGCAGCGUCACCCUCAAGCUAUCUUCUCUGGCCACCAGGAGGACGUAUGUCGCUUUGUUCUUGUCAACUCCCACAUCGUCAGUGGAGGGGGAGAUGGAAAUAUUGUCCUUCACAAGAUCCAUGGCUCCUACAGUGUCAAGUUCUCUGCGCAUGAACAGGAGGUGAACUGUGUGGACUUCCAAGGUGGCCUCAUUGUCAGUGGCUCCCGGGACAGAACAGCGAAGGUUUGGUCCCUGUCCGCGGGCAGAGUUGGGCAGUGUCUACAUACAGUGCAGACAGAGGAUCGAGUGUGGUCCAUUGCUAUCAGCCCAUUAUUAAGCUCAUUUGUGACGGGGACAGCCUGCUGUGGACACACCUCACCUCUGAGAAUCUGGGACCUUGAGAGUGGUCAGCUGUUGACCUGUUUAGGGACUGACUUCCACCGUGGAGCUGGAGUCCUUGAUGUCUUCUACGAAACGCCCUCCCUUCUCCUUUCUUGUGGGUAUGACACCUACAUCCGCUACUGGGACAUACGGACCAGCACCAGGAAGUGCGUCCAGGAGUGGGAAGAGCCCCAUGACAGCGCGCUGUACUGCAUAAGGAGUGAUAAGAACCAUAUGAUUGCCAGCGGCUCUUCUUACUACGGCGUGGUGCGCCUCUGGGAUAAGCGGCAGACUCGGUGCCUGCAGAGCUUUCACCUGUCUUCACCCACCAGCAGCCCAGUGUACUGCCUCCGUUUCAGUACCACCCAUCUGUACGCUGCCCUGGCAUCGGCCCUGCACGUCCUAGACUUCACGGCCCCAUGAAGGGCACCGCAGCUGCUUCUGGUCACCCCAACUCAGCGGAGUUGACACUUGGCUCAGGGAAUCGCAGGGCAGGAGAGGUGAGAAUGGCCACCAAGGCUUCUGAAGGGAUUUUUUUGCCUGCCAGAAAGCUACAUUGAAGAGUGCACAAAGGGCCAGACUUUCUCAACCUCACCUGCCCAUUAGUGGAAAUAAAGGCCGAUUGUCCUUUAUCUUUUUUAUUUUAUGCAAGUCAGGGUUUGUUUUAUUAACUGUGUUCUUUUUUCUGUUUUGUUUUUUUUUGUUUUGUUUU
This is a messenger RNA of Nipponia nippon (crested ibis), 1477 nucleotides long. RefSeq names its product F-box and WD repeat domain containing 4 (gene FBXW4). Gene Ontology annotation, cellular component: SCF ubiquitin ligase complex. NCBI's taxonomy places the organism in Eukaryota, Metazoa, Chordata, Aves, Pelecaniformes, Threskiornithidae. Gene Ontology annotation, molecular function: protein binding. Gene Ontology annotation, biological process: SCF-dependent proteasomal ubiquitin-dependent protein catabolic process. The record is from RefSeq and is a predicted model, not a curated record.